Molecule: messenger RNA, 2453 nt
Organism: Oryzias melastigma (Indian medaka)
Lineage: Eukaryota; Metazoa; Chordata; Actinopteri; Beloniformes; Adrianichthyidae
Gene: aspn
Product: asporin (LRR class 1)
Exons: 8
Coding region: 346-1434 (362 amino acids)
Molecular function (GO): protein binding
Source: RefSeq, a predicted model, not a curated record
GUCUGAAGCCGACCAUCCUGGCAUCACUUCAAAGCUGCCGAUGAGACGACGUGACUCAGGGCCCAACAAUGUCCUUUCAAACGCGAGCUUGAGACGCGCAGACGGAACGGUAGCUCAGACUCCGGAGCCUCUCAUCCGACAAAGGAGGGUCUCCGUCAGUGGGGGUGUUAGGGAAACUUUUUUUUUCUCCAUCAAAAGCUAGACGGUGAUGCUGCUCUUCACUUACUGGGAAUGUUGAGACUGAAGAUCCACCUUCAAGCCUGAAAGCUGCUCCUGCUGCGAAGACACUCACCUGACAGCAAAGAUCUUCCUGCUACGGUUCAACCAACCAGAGUCCAAAGAACCAUGAGAGUUCUCCUCCUGCUCUGCCUGCUGUCUUUGGGCAACACAAAACCCUACCAGCCGGUCAACAUCAUGGAUCUGAUGAAGAACCACGACAUCAUGAUGGCGGAUUCGGAUGACGACGACGACGACGACGACGAAGAUGAUGAUGAUUAUGACGAUGAGGACUGUCCAGCUAACUGUCGUUGUUUACCUCAGGUGGUCCAGUGUUCUGACCAAGGUCUGAUAUCCGUUCCUGAGAAGAUUCCUGAAGACACCGUGAUGAUCGAUCUUCAAAACAAUGACAUCACAGAGAUCAAAGAGGAUGACUUUAAAGGCCUGCACAAGCUCUAUGGCCUGUUUUUGAUCAACAACCGGAUCUCUAAAGUUCAUCCAAAUGCCUUCAAGAACAUGGACAACCUGAGACUGUUGUACCUCUCCUACAACCUGCUGACGGAGAUCCCUGCUAAUCUGCCCCCCAACGUCAUAGAGCUGCGCUUUCAUGAGAACAACAUCAACAGAAUCCAGAAGAACGCCUUCGACGGCCUGAGGAAACUGCACGUGUUAGAGUUGGGAGCAAACCCUUUGGCCAACAGUGGAAUUGAGGUUGGAGCCUUUGACGGUUUAUCCACUCUGUAUAUCGGAAUAGCAGAGGCUAAGCUAACAUCUGUGCCAAAAGACUUCCCAUCAUCCAUCACAGAGAUGAGCCUGGACUACAAUAAGAUAGCAAAGGUGGAGGUGGAAGACUUCAUUAGAUAUAAGAACCUCCAGAGGUUAGGGCUGGCGUUUAACCAGAUCAAGUUUGUGGAGAACGGAAGCUUAGCCCGUAUUCCUAACAUCCGUGAGAUCCAUUUGGACCAUAACCGUCUGAAAAAGGUCCCACCGGGCCUCAACAGCCUUCGCUACCUCCAGGUGAUCUUUCUUCAUAAUAACAAAAUUGGCUACGUGGGAAUGAACGACUUCUGUCCCAGUUCUGCCGGCGGGAAGAAGAACCCGUACACAGGGAUCAGCCUGUUCGCCAACCCCGUUAAAUACUGGAACAUACAACCAGCUAUCUUUCGCUGUGCGACCGGACGGCGGGCUGUACAUCUGGGCAAUUUCAGAAAGAAAUAGGGAAAAGUUGGCACAGACCUGUGACUUUCACCAUGACAGAAUAAGCAAGGAGCUUAAUCCAUCAUAAAUCAACAUUCUGGAUGGAGUUUUAUCGUUUUGACUGAUAGUUUGUGUUUAGAAAAAGUUCUCCCCAAUGAGAUAUGAUACAUUUGUAUUAGUUAUGUAUAUUAUGUAUAUUCAUACUUAUUAGGUACGUUAUUAAAUGCAAGCCAAUUUAUUCCCAUUUUUUUUGUCAGGACGAAUAAUUGUCAAGGACGAAAUCAUGAGGUACAAACAGCGCAUAAGAAAUGGAAAAAACUGCAUUAUCAUUCAAAUUGAACAUCACAACCAGACCUGAAGGGAUUUCUGUGUUGCACCUCAGCAAAGAAUGCAAUGCCCCAUGCUGAUUUUAGCAUUAUAAGACCACUUAGUUACUUUAUUCUUGACACAGAUGCUAUUUUGGUUUACUCCAGCGCAGGUUUAAACUAAAAAAACAAUGUAUUAUUUAAUCUAGUCGUGUAGAAAACUUUUAGAAGUGUGUAUUUGCUCUCUCCUGACAGCUAUGAACUAUCAACAGAACACUUUUUGUUAAAUGUUCUGUGAAGUUUUCUCUGGGCAGAAGUAAUCAGAUUACCACUAAUGAAUGUCUUCAGUCUGGGGCUCAAAAUCCACCCUAAUACUGAACCAGGUCUCACAUCAGACACUGAACAUGUGAUGUCACUAAUGUAAAUGUGGCCUCUGCAGGGCUGAGGUCAGACUGACUAUGUGUAACUGGUUAAGUUUUCAUUUAAACCCUGCUUCUGUUUUCCAAACAGAUGAGUUAUUUUCUGCGUUAUGAUGGUUAUUACCCCUGAAAUGGUGCUAUAUUUAUUCAAGAUCUCCAAAUAAACCCAGAAUGCCAUAAACAUGUAUGUCUUAUGUUACAGUGAGGAUGUCAUGCAUUUAAUUCUGUUUGAAAUAUGUUCCCUCCUGUUCUCCAGUAAGAUUCAGAAUGUUUCAUCUUGAAGAUGGAAUAAACAAAACUUUUGAAAGAUUUGUGU